CGAGUCGCUUUACUUUUUCGUAAAAUAUAUCUUUCCCGAUUUCAUUCUCUUCGAAACAGAAAGACGACUCCAUAUUCUUCUCUUCUAGAAUUUCACUGGCAAUCUCAGAGACAAAAACCCUAAUUUCUCUUUAGAAUGGCCGUUAUUCAAGAAAACCAGCAACCCGAGAUGGUAAAUCAACAACCGGAAUUGACUGAAGCCCAGAAAGAAAAUCUGAAAUAUUUGGAUUUCGUACAAGUAGCAACUCUUCAUUGCGUUGUUUAUCUCUCCGAACUCUACACUCUUGCUAAAGAAAACUCCGGUCCACUCAAACACGGUGUCGAAUCGGUUGAAGGCACUGUCAAAACUGUUGUCGCUCCUGUUUAUCACAAAUUCCAAGAUGUUCCAUUCGAAGUUCUCAAAUUCGUUGAUAACAAGGUGGAUGAAUCAAUGGGACAUCAGGUGCCAUCGCUAGUAAAGGAAGUUUCAGGACAGGCUUAUUCAGCAGCUCAACUAGCUCCAAAAAUGGCUCAAACUGUAGUUGCAGAAGUUCAGCGCGCUGGAUUGGUGGGAACUGCAACUGGGUUUGCAAAGAAUGUGUACACCAAGGUCGAGCCAUCAGCAAAAGAAGCUUAUGCCAAGUAUGAGCCGAUUGCUGAGCAGUACGCAGCUAAGACUUGGCGCAAACUGAAUACACUUCCAUUGUUUCCUAAAGUGGCUAAUGUUAUGGUUCCUACUGCUUCUGUAUUGUCUGACAAGUAUAACAGUGCUCUAUGUUAUACAGCCGAGAAGGGAUACACUGUAUCAUCUUAUUUGCCUCUUGUACCCAAGGAGAGAAUUGCUAAGGUGUUCACUGGUGCAGGAAGUGAAAUUCAACAACCACUUUUGGAUUAGAAUUGGUGGUGCUGGAAUGGCAUAGUUAAGGUGUGGUUUGACUGUGUUGUACUUGGAUGUUUAAAGUACACUGUUUUCCAUGGAUGCCUCAUUGUGUAAUCAGUUUAAUACAGUAGUAUUUGGAUUCUAUUCUUGUAUCUGAUUUGAAAUUUUUUAGUAUUAUAGUAUUUGGAUUCGAUUCAUAAAGAACUAUGAUAAUGUUGCAUAGUUUGGUC
Messenger RNA from Papaver somniferum (opium poppy), 1088 nucleotides. Its product is annotated as stress-related protein-like. The transcript has 3 exons. The record is from RefSeq and is a predicted model, not a curated record. Bases 136 to 873 code for a protein of 245 amino acids. Lineage: Eukaryota; Viridiplantae; Streptophyta; Magnoliopsida; Ranunculales; Papaveraceae.